CGCGUUCAUCCCGAGCGGUCCCCGGCAGCGCGCGCUCGGUAAGGAAAUGCAGACGCGUGGUGACAAUGGUGCGCGUGGGACUGCGAGUCUGUAUGGAAACUUUACCACGGAGACAUUUGUGGAGUAACAUUACUAGGAAAUUCAGCAUGGCUGCCGCUGUGUUCUUACAUCUUUGUCGCUGCUGGGCUUAAACACAGCCACGUUCCACCUCAAGAGCCUCUAAAGUGCAUGAUGUAAAUGCAUUUUCGCAGCCUCUGAGAGAUGUACGACUGAAACAUGACCCUCGAUGCAGCUUUCUGGACCCCUGGUCCGGCGUCUGAUUAAUUCGAGCCCCUCCGAGAGACCAUCAGAGGGGGGGAAUAAGGAGCAGAGGUGGCUGGUGAUCGGUGGUUGGUGACCAGGAGGAGGAGGGGGGUUUGGAAACCAUCUAUAUCCAUUGGAAUAUACCAUUUCUGGAAUACCACUGUGCAUUUGGAAUAUUGUAGAACUUUGGGAAUUUUCAAUCAUUUUUGGAAUUCGUUUGGAAUAUUGGGAAUUUUACACCCGUUUUGCAGUCAUGAAAGUGAACCCGAGCGCUUGUUUGUGUCCUGUACUUUUGUGCCUGUGUUUUCUGGAGAGGAGUUACGAGGCGAGUCAUUACAGCCAGGCCAAAGUCAUUGCCAGGAACCACAAUGCAACUCACAGUCACAACCAGACCAAGGAUGGGGAAACAGAGGUGCACCAUCGACCCAAACGGGGAUGGAUAUGGAACCAGUUCUUUGUCUUAGAGGAACAUAUUGGAACAGAUGCACAGUAUGUAGGAAAGCUACAUUCUAAUUCAGACAAAGGUGAUGGAUCUGUCAGAUACAUCUUGAGCGGGGAAGGGGCGGGGAGUAUCUUCAUCAUCAACGAGGUAACAGGAGACAUUCAUGCCACCAAGAGUCUGGACCGGGAAAAGAAGUCCCAUUAUGUUCUCCACGCGCAGGCCAUCGACCGCAACACCCACAAACCCUUGGAGCCCGAGUCGGAGUUCAUUAUUAAAGUUCAGGAUAUUAAUGACAAUGCCCCCAAAUUCCCAGACGGACCCUUCGUCACAUCUGUGCCUGAAAUGUCGGAAAUCGGUAUGUCAGUAUUUCAGGUCACAGCGACGGAUGCAGACGACCCCACAUAUGGAAACAGCGCACGGGUGGUGUACAGCGUUCUGCACGGACAGCCGUACUUUUCGGUUGACCCUAAAACAGGCAUCAUCAGGACAGCCCUGGCAGAUAUGGAUCGAGAGGCAAGAGAACAUUACUCAGUAGUGAUUCAGGCAAAAGACAUGGCAGGUCAGGUGGGCGGGCUGUCGGGCUCCACCACGGUCAACAUCACACUCACUGACGUCAACGACAACCCACCCAAGUUCCCUCAGAAGAAUUAUCAGGUGUUUGUCCCCGAGUCGUCGCAGGUGGGGAAGCCAGUGGGAAAGAUCAAAGCCACAGAUGAGGACAUCGGAAUCAAUGCAGAGAUUAAAUACAGCAUCCUGAACCCCGAGGGCUCGGGAAUGUUCUCCAUUUCCACAGACAAAGACACUAGGGAAGGAAUUAUCACAUUAAGAAAGCCUCUUAACUACGAAAAGAAAAAGCAGUACAGUCUUCACAUCUCUGCCGAAAACACACACCUGGACCCUCGCUUCUCCUAUCUGGGUUCAUUUAAAGAUGAUGCCACGCUCAAGAUCACAGUUGGAGACGUGGACGAACCCCCGGUUUUCUCAAUGGAUUAUUACAUCAUGGAGGUGUACGAGAACGCCAGGGUUGGAACUGAAGUGGGAGCCGUCACAGCUCGAGACCCAGACAGCAAAAACAGCCCAGUACGAUAUUUCAUCGAGCGGAGAGAAGACAAAGAGGUGUAUUUUGAUAUCGAAUCCAUCAGCGGUGUCAUUAGAACGACUCAGCUGCUGGACCGGGAGGAGACGCCAUGGCACAACAUCACUGUCAUGGCAACGGAGGAGGACAAUCCCAGCCUUCAGAGUCACGUACCUGUCACAGUGCAGGUACUGGAUGUAAAUGACAAUCCUCCAAAGAUCAACACGGAUGAGGAGAUCAUCAUCUGCGAGAGCACCAGAGCAGGACAGGUCAUUCAGACGAUCACUGCUGUGGAUAAAGAUGAUUUUGCCAAUGGAAAAGGAUUUUCCUUCUCUUUUCCUGGAGGAAUUCCUGUCAAUCCCAACUUUACAAUUAAAGACAAUGAAGACAGCACUGCCAAUAUCAUCGCCAGGCGCCGCCGGUUCCACAGACUGACCCAGGAGCUGUAUGAGGUUCCAGUGGUGGUGUGGGAUGAUGGAGAGCCCGUGUUGAGCAGCACGGGCACCCUCACUCUCAGGGUCUGCUCCUGCCAGAGAGGAACCAGACUGAAGAUCUGCCAGGGCGACGCGUUCCUCACAUCUGCAGGCCUCAGCACGGGUGCUUUGAUAGCCAUUCUGUUGUGCGUUCUUAUUUUACUCGCCAUCGUGAUUUUGUUCAUCACGUUGCGGCGGAGCAAAAAGGAGCCACUGAUCAUAUCAGAGGAGGACAUCCGUGAGAACGUCGUGACGUACGAUGACGAAGGUGGCGGAGAGGAGGACACGGAAGCCUUUGACAUCAUCGCUCUCCGAAACCCAGCCGCCGCCGAGGAACUCAAAUUCCGCAGGGACGUCCGACCCGAGUGCGUCCGUUCGGGGUCAUCAAGGAGACCGCCCCGUCGCCUCAGACACGACCAUCUUAGCCCCACGUCUCUGGAUAUAGAUGCCGAAACGGACGUUGGGGAGUUUAUCAAACAAAGGGUUGUCGAGGCAGAUCAGGAUACUAGUAUACCACCCUAUGAUUCAUUACAGACCUAUGCCUACGAAGGUCAAGGGUCACCAGCAGGCACCAUCAGCUCACUCGGCUCAGCUGGUGCACAUUCCGAACAGAGCUAUGACUUUCUUGAUGAAUGGGGACCAGAAUUCCAAAAACUAGCAGAACUUUACGGAGACGAAGUCGAAACGGAGUCGGCGUCGACUGAAAAGGCAGAGUCAGAAAAGCAGACAUAAAUAUCGAUCAAUGUCAGAAAAACUGAACGAAUAACAAUAAAAACAUUGCUCUUUUUGGCAUCCCACUUCAUGUUUUCAUCAAUAAAACUCUCAGGCCGAUACGCCGCAGUGACGUGAUGGCUGUAAAAACGGGCUGACCUGCCUUUGAUCUCGUUUCUUUUGGAUGUUCGGACUCAGACAAGACAAGAAUGAUUUUGAAAAGAAAAUCAAGCAAAAAAGAAUAAAAAAAAUAAUGGAAAAAAGGGAAAUAUUUUAACUGGUGUAUAUUUUUUAUUGCUCAAUAAAGUCCUGAAUUCCUGA
Paramisgurnus dabryanus is the source of this 3325-nucleotide messenger RNA. RefSeq names its product cadherin-18. The record is from RefSeq and is a predicted model, not a curated record. Gene Ontology annotation, biological process: cell-cell adhesion mediated by cadherin; calcium-dependent cell-cell adhesion; cell-cell junction assembly. NCBI's taxonomy places the organism in Eukaryota, Metazoa, Chordata, Actinopteri, Cypriniformes, Cobitidae. Gene Ontology annotation, molecular function: cadherin binding; beta-catenin binding; calcium ion binding. Gene Ontology annotation, cellular component: plasma membrane; catenin complex; adherens junction.